AUGGCUCCCCCGCAGCCUCCCACUGGCCCCGGCGACCUCGAAUUCGGGGGGCCCCUGGGGACCGCGGCCAUGCUGCUCCUCCUCCCCGCCACCCUCUUCCACCUGCUCCUCACCUGCCACUCGGGCGCCUGCAGCCUGGUCAGCCUGCCCCCCGAGCUGCCCCCGGCCGCGGCCUUCUGGAGCCCCGGGGCCCUGCUGUUGCUGCUGCUCUGGCUGGGCCUGCAGGCCGCGCUCUACCUGCUGCCCAUGGGCAAGGUGUCUCAGGGCAUGAUGCUGAGGGACAAGAGCCACCUGCAGUAUCCGAUUAACGGGUUCCGGUGCCUGGGACUGACCGCGCUGCUGGUAGGGCUGGGGCUGGCAGGGGGGCUGCCCCUCGGGAGCCUCUCAGAGCUGCUCCUACCCCUGGCUUCUGCAGCCACUGCUAUAGCGUUCAUCCUCAGCCUCCUUCUUUACCUCAAAUCUUUCACAGUGCCCCCUUCCGCUCUUGCCCCCGGGGGAAAUUCAGGUAACGUCAUCUAUGAUUUCUUCCUCGGCCGAGAACUGAACCCGCGAUUCGGAUUCUUUGACCUCAAGUAUUUUUGUGAGCUUCGUCCAGGGAUGAUUGGUUGGGCUCUGAUCAACUUGGCUAUGCUUUUGCGGGAGGCAGAACGCCGGGGGGGUUGGCCUUCCUUGUCCAUGGGGCUGGUCAAUGCCUUCCAACUUCUCUAUGUGGUGGACGCUCUCUGGAAUGAGGAGGCAGUUCUUACCACCAUGGACAUCAUCCAUGAUGGCUUUGGCUUCAUGCUGGCUUUUGGGGACCUGGCCUGGGUCCCCUUCGUCUACAGUCUUCAAGCCCAGUACCUCCUGAAUCAUCCCCAGUCAUUGGAACUGCCUGUGGCUGGGGCCAUUUGUCUGCUCUUUGCAAUCGGCUAUUUUAUUUUUCGUGGGGCCAACACACAAAAAAAUACCUUCCGGAGGGACCCUUCAGACCCCAGUGUGGCUGGCCUUGAGACCAUCCCCACGGCUACUGGACGGCGCCUGCUGGUAUCAGGGUGGUGGGGUAUGGUCCGUCAUCCUAACUACCUUGGGGACCUCAUCAUGGCUCUGGCCUGGUCUUUGCCCUGUGGGGUGACACACCUGCUUCCCUACUUCUAUGUUGUCUACUUCACCAUCUUGCUGGUGCACCGGGAGGACCGGGAUGAGCGCCAGUGUCUGCAGAAGUACGGCCUGGCCUGGAGGGAAUACUGUGCCAGAGUGCCCUACCGCAUCGUACCCUAUGUGUACUGAGUCUGCCCGCCCACAUGAAGGAGAGGGGAGGGGGAGGGAAGCCCUGCCCCCUGCUGCCCCUCCUCUGAGUUCCCCUUCCUAGACUGUGGGGCCAGUUUGAAAAAUGGUGGGUAUCAGCCAUCUGGAAGAAAUGCCCAUCGGCAGCUGGCCCCCUCCCUCCCCGGGGGCGCUAAGCCCAGGAGCAGAGGACGCGCCCCCUGGGGCAGAUUCCCAAAGGCCCGAAGGCUGAGGUUCCUCCCAGGGGACCGAAGGCAGGCUGGGGGGAGGGGCGUGUGAACUCUCAGAAUAGAGAUCUGCUCCAGGGCGGGACCUGAA
This is a messenger RNA of Sarcophilus harrisii (Tasmanian devil), 1581 nucleotides long. RefSeq names its product transmembrane 7 superfamily member 2 (gene TM7SF2). Gene Ontology annotation, cellular component: endoplasmic reticulum membrane; nuclear inner membrane. Bases 1 to 1266 code for a protein of 421 amino acids. Gene Ontology annotation, molecular function: oxidoreductase activity, acting on the CH-CH group of donors, NAD or NADP as acceptor. The record is from RefSeq and is a predicted model, not a curated record. The transcript is spliced from 10 exons. Gene Ontology annotation, biological process: sterol biosynthetic process. Lineage: Eukaryota; Metazoa; Chordata; Mammalia; Dasyuromorphia; Dasyuridae.